ACGCGCGUCAACGGGAAGCCUUCCUGGACAACGCGACUGCUGAGCCAUGAGCGGCGCGGCCUGCGCGAGUAUCGCGCCGCCACGCGCCCUCACACACCGCCGGGCGCUCGGGAAUUUCAAGCGCGACGCGCUCUACGCGGAGCGCACCGCGGUCGCGGUGCCCGCGCGAAAUGGCCGUAAUCGGGGAACGUCCUCUCGGAAUCUGACAACGUGCUCCGCGGACCUGGGCUCUGACCCUCUUCCUCGAGGCCGCGACAUCUCCACGUGGGCGCUGAGUCGCCGCGCGUGGGCCACCGUCACCGAUCUGGGCUCCACCCUGCCCCCGCUCCUCCCGUGGGCCGCCGAGAGGGUCGCGACCUGGCAGGAGGCUUGGCAAAAAGCGAGCGCGCUCGCCAGCAACAUGCCCAUCGCCGUGGUGGACCUCAUGCCGGUGGAGGGCCAGGAGAGCGAGAGCAAGAGCCCGUUCGAGACGGAAUUCGGCGCGUACAUCUACGACAAGGGCUACCGCCAGCUCUUCCGCGCGCUCGGCUACCCGGGCGCCGACGCGGAGGCUGCGCUCGCGCUGGUGAAGAUCAACAGGCCCGCGGGGGACUCCUCCGAGGGUCGGAUCUGCCUCGAUCUCUCCUGCGGCCCGGGCAUCAUCACCACCCGCCUGGCCUCCGGCCUCCGCGGGUACGAGAUCCUCGUCGCCUCGGACGUGAGCGAGGCGAUGACGCGACGCGCCGCCGAGCAGCUCGACGCGGUUUCCGCCAGAUCCACCAUCAGGCCCGAGCCCGGCGCCGCGCCGCUGCCCAACUUCGCCGCGGUGCGCGCGGACGUGGCGUCGAUGCCGUUCGGGGAUUCUUCCGUCGAUGCGGUGCACUGCAGCGCGGGGGCGCACUGCUGGCCGGACCCGAUGGACGGGCUGAGGGAGGUUGAGAGGAUCCUCAAGCCCGGCGGCGUCUUCGUCACGUCAACCGUCGUGCUGGCGCCGCCGAUCCGGGAGAAGUACGCCAAGGGGGGUGAUUGCACCGACGCGCAGUCGUACGACGAUAAGGUGAGGACGAUGAACACUCCGUUCUGGGACACCGCGUCAGUGGUGGCCAUGCUGCAAAAAGCUGGGCUCAAGGGGGUCGAGAUUGUCAAGGAGGACAAGUGCUUCGUGAUGCUCGCGGCGAGGAAGCCGUGACGGCCGGAUGCGACGAAAAGGCGGCCCCAUUCUUUGUAACCUUUAGCAGAUUUUUAGCAGGCGCACGCCCGCGUCUACUGGUGUACCCUUUGUGUAUGCAUAUCUGUAGCCAUUCCG
This is a messenger RNA of Micromonas commoda, 1285 nucleotides long. RefSeq lists its product with no specific name. The coding region runs from base 47 to 1168 and encodes 373 amino acids. Gene Ontology annotation, molecular function: S-adenosylmethionine-dependent methyltransferase activity. The record is from RefSeq and is a predicted model, not a curated record. The transcript has a single exon. Lineage: Eukaryota; Viridiplantae; Chlorophyta; Mamiellophyceae; Mamiellales; Mamiellaceae.